Fusarium oxysporum Fo47 is the source of this 1035-nucleotide messenger RNA. RefSeq names its product ubiquinone-binding protein COQ10. The coding region runs from base 223 to 852 and encodes 209 amino acids. The transcript has a single exon. Gene Ontology annotation, molecular function: ubiquinone binding. The record is from RefSeq and is a predicted model, not a curated record. Gene Ontology annotation, cellular component: mitochondrion. Gene Ontology annotation, biological process: ubiquinone biosynthetic process; cellular respiration. NCBI's taxonomy places the organism in Eukaryota, Fungi, Ascomycota, Sordariomycetes, Hypocreales, Nectriaceae.
AUUGAUUACACUGCACCAAGCCAGAGGUGGGGGCGGGCGGAAAGCCUCCACACCAACUUAUUCUCGACUCAGUUUAGCAGAGCCUCAACACCAUCAUAGAUUUUCUGUCACAGCUAUUUAUUCUCCCUGUGUAGACAUUCAUUAUUCGCUUCUAGACCAUGAAACUCUCACGACGGUGACACUAGAUCAAUACAACCCCGAUAAUUCUCUUAAUCCCCUCCAAUGGCCCUCCGUUUUCUCCCUCCCAGAGCCGUUGUCGCCCGCUCAUCGGCUUCUAUAUCGAGCAUCACCAACCUCACUCAUGCCUCAACACCCCUGCACCGCUCAUUCAUCACCCUCCCGUCCUCCGAACCUCAAAGAUUAACCGCCAACCGCACUCUACCAUACCCCCAUGAACCUCUUUACGAUCUCAUAGCCGACGUGGAUUCUUACUCAUCGUUCGUCCCUUAUUGCUCUCGCUCUCGAGUAACUCGCUGGUCCGAUCCCGACCCCGAUACCGGGCGACGCUACCCCACACUCGCUGAUCUACAUGUCGGAUGGGGAGGCUUCGACGAGGUCUUUACAAGUAGAUUGCGCUGUGUUCCUGGCCAAUCUGUCGAAGCCAUCAGUGGGGAGACUGCUCCUGGGGGUACAGGGCCUGACGCAUCGGCUGUCUUCCGGAGCCUUGUGACACGCUGGUCGGUGAGACCAAUUUCUGGUCCACCUUCACCGCGCACUGAGGUCUAUCUAUCUAUCGACUUUCAGUUUACAAACCCACUCUAUGGUGCUGUAAGUGCUGCUGUGUCAGAUAAGGUCGCCAGCAUGAUGAUAGAAGCCUUUGAGAAGAAGGCCUUUGAGAAGCUAGGACCUUAACGGAAACUCUAAUAUUGCAUACAUUAAGUAUUAUUUGGGUACCUCCCCCCUUUCCAAUCCAAUUCACAUACCGUGAUGGAGUGUUGAAGUAGUCUAGAUUACUUGCAUAGAGUCAGGUGGGCAUACCACUAUUCACUUAAACGCAUUACACAAUAGAAGGGACCAAACCCAACUCACUCACGU